Molecule: messenger RNA, 687 nt
Organism: Impatiens glandulifera
Lineage: Eukaryota; Viridiplantae; Streptophyta; Magnoliopsida; Ericales; Balsaminaceae
Product: PRA1 family protein F2-like
Exons: 1
Coding region: 27-557 (176 amino acids)
Biological process (GO): vesicle-mediated transport
Cellular component (GO): Golgi apparatus; endoplasmic reticulum
Source: RefSeq, a predicted model, not a curated record
AAAGAGGGUUGACGGAAAUACAGGGGAUGAAGAACUACGGUACUAUUCCGACGACUUCUUCUCCGGCGCCGGCGGUAUCCAAUCAACGAUGGAAUGACCUCAGCAGCGAGCGGCGACCGUGGAAGGAAAUAUUCGAUUAUAAUUCUAUCGGUUUUCCUCAUAAUCUCAAUGAUGCAAUCGAAAGGAUUGAAACGAAUAUGGCCUAUUUCCGUAAGAACUAUGCUGAAAUAGUGUAUCUGAUCGUUGUUCUGAGUCUUCUAUGGCAUCCAUUUUCUCUCGCCGCGUUUACGAUCUCGGUUACCGCUUGGAAUAUCCUCUAUUUCCGUCGAGACGAGCCGCUGUUAGUUUUGAAUCGAAGAAUUGAGGAUUGGUGUGUACUUUUGUUUCUUGGAACCUUAACUAUUCUGAUGUUAUUUCUAAUAGAUGCGACGGAGAAUAUAUUGAUUUCUCUCGCGAUUGGAUUGGUGUUGGUUAUGAUUCAUGGCGCUGUAAGGAAUACUGAAAAUUUGUCUUUGGAUCAAGAGGCGGCGGCAGGAUCUGCUCCUUUCUUGGCUUAAACGCCGCCGCAUGAUUCGUUUGCUUAAGAAUUGGUAAUUUUUGUUGUUGUUUUCGUACUAAUUCUUUUGGUUAGGGUUUCUUGUUUAAGUUGUCUUAUUCUUUCUAUUGUUAUACCAUUCUGUAUUUUCU